Molecule: messenger RNA, 2911 nt
Organism: Labrus bergylta (ballan wrasse)
Lineage: Eukaryota; Metazoa; Chordata; Actinopteri; Labriformes; Labridae
Source: RefSeq, a predicted model, not a curated record
UAAAUGUGAUUACGGAAGUAAAACGAGGCGACGAAACAACACAGCAGGAAAAAAAAACUAAAUAAGUUGGUGUGUACGCUUCACUUACCCUCCAGUUCAUCAUCAUCCACAUCAUGCUGGGAGGAGGAUUCAAAGGAGAUAGACUAAAAGUCAAUCUACGACUCGUCAUCAACCGAUUCAAACUCCUGGAGAAAAAGAAAACUGAGCUCGCUCAAAAGGCAAGGAAGGAGAUUGCAGAUUACCUGUCAGCGGGGAAGGAUGAGCGGGCGCGGAUUCGUGUGGAACAUAUCAUUAGAGAGGACUAUCUGGUGGAAGCCAUGGAGAUCCUAGAGCUGUACUGUGACCUGCUGCUGGCUCGUCUCGGCCUCAUUACAUCCAUGAAGGAAAUGGACCCAGGCCUGCAAGAGGCAGUGUCCACGCUUAUUUGGGCAGCACCCCGUCUCCAGGCUGAAGUGAAUGAGCUCAGAAUUGUGUCUGACCAGCUGUGUGCAAAAUACAGCAAAGAGUACGGCAAGCUGUGCAAGACGAACCAAAUUGGCACAGUCAACGAAAGGCUGAUGCACAAACUGAGCGUAGAGGCCCCUCCCAAAAUCUUGGUGGAACGCUACCUGAUAGAGAUCGCCAAGAACUACAAUGUUCCGUAUGAACCUGACGCGAUGGUCCGGCCUGAGGUGUGUGCUGGAGAGGAGGCAGACCUGAUUGACGUUGACAAUGACAAGAAGUUUGGACGAGGAGGAGGAGGUGGCGGCGGCGGCGGUGGCGGCGGAGGAGGAUUCACUGCUCCUGCUGGUGCCAUGCCUAUGCCCAUGCAUAUGCCCAUGCCAAUGCCAAUGCCCAUGCCCACAGCUUUCAACUAUCCACCUCCCAAAGGAGCCGAUCAGUUUGGUACUGCUCCCGUUGGAACCUACAACAACUUCCAGCACCCAAUGGGAGGAGGGCAGCCCCCUCAGCUGCCCACUUCUCCCCCCACAUACGAGUCUAUUGAUGACCUUACUGACAAACCUUUUGUUCCUUCCCAGGCCACAGGUCCUGGCCCUUCCCAUCAGAGGUUCGACAACAACGCUCUCCCAGAACUCCCCUCUGUUCCCGACACACUCCCUACAUCAUCCUUUGGAGGACACACUGCCACCUCGGAUGACAUCGACUUUGACGAUUUAACACGGCGGUUUGAGGAGUUGAAGAAGAAGACCUAAAUGCUACCACCCUGGUCCAAUCACACACACACACACACACAUUCAUACACAGGCCCGUUUUGUCACAUAUGCAGCUCAAAACAGGAAAUGGAAAAUAUUCAUGCUCUCAGUCAGAUCUGGAGAGUUUACUCCUUCAACAGUGAAGUAAUCUUACAUAGAAAUUAAACAUACUUGUAUUCUUACCUCAUUUGCAUAAAUAUGACCAUCUUACUGAGGAUGUGGUUGCUCAUUGGACCCUUCUUUCAUUUUCAUUAUUAGCAGAACUUUUGGUUCUUUUGGCAGUACAAACAAUUACCCAUUUUAUUUUCUUUCUUUCAAACAGCUUAUUAAGCAUAUAACUACCUACAAUCAUGUGAUCACUCCUUAAUGAAGGUCACUCACUUUUAAAUGUACCCAUUCUCUGAGUGUGAUUGUAUAACCAAACAAAGAUUUCAAUUGUAGCUUUUCCUGGGGAUUUGGGUCUGACUAAAACUUUGAAUACAUGCUGUCUCUCUAUGAUCUCUCCACUGUGUCGCUCAGUCCUGUCUCAGACUAGUCAAACCAGCCCAUCCGGCCGCCCUGCUUUUGCGGAAAACUGGAAUUCACGAGGACAAAGGCUGCAGAUAUUUAUGCAGCAAUGCUUCAAUUACCAUCUAUUUUUUCCCAUAGAGAUAGAAGCCAUAUAUCCAGUGUCCACCCAGUCAUGCCGUUUUGUCACUGUGGAAACGAUGCGUUAAGUCACAAGAUUUAUUUAUUAUCAGUUGUCAGAGGUAUAUGAGCCCUUCAGGAAGAGUUAACGAUGACACAUCAAACCUGUCACAGGAGUCGUGAGGCACUGAUUUUUAGUGAUGAAACAGUAUAUGGAAAUCUGUAAUAUAAUGCUAAAAAUAUAGAUAGACCUAUUUACAUGAAUGAUUGAAUUGUUCAGCAAAAAGCCUUUGGAAGUAGGGUAUUGUACAAUAUUAGGCAAUUCUGUUUAAUACACCAUAUCUCAAAAUAAAGUUUUUUUUUUGUUGCCCUUUGGUUUAUCAGUUUGAACAAAUACCUGCACUGUCUUUUCAUUGAAGUACUAAAAUAACAAGCAAAAUGUGUGCAGAGCUAAGCUCAAUUUGAGUGAUUCGAUGUAAAUGUAUGUCCUCUGUUACCCUGUGUGCAUUUGUCUUAUACUGUAUGUUCACCACUGCAUUUGCCUUAGUUACCAUCUCUCAUCAGAGGCCUUGCCAGUCCGUAGGAUUAUGUGUUUGUUAUCCCCAAGACUGGGUACAUGAACAAACUUUGCUUUAUUUACUUUGGCCAUAAACAAUUUUCUUAAACUGCUUUGUGUUGGAAAUUGCAGAUUGGAUGAUAGAAAACAUUGUAUUGGCAAUAGAAGAUAUUUUCCAUUUCUUGUGGAGAAAAUGGGAGUGAAGGGUUUUGUUUCUGUCUGGGUGUAACAUGGCAAAUGAGCUGAGGACUUUAACAAGAUGAUUCAGCAAUGUCUGGGAAACACUCUGAAAAGCUCUCCGACUGGGUGAUGGACAUAGUUAAUCCAUGAUUGUUUUGUUUUUUUAGGAGUUUGAGAAAGUGAAGAUGUGGUUAUUAACACUACAGAACGGUGUGAUCUGCUCAAUGUGUCUUUUCUAUGUUGGACUGUUCUUUCAUGCUAAUCUUCAAGAUACAAAUUGUUGUCUUGUUGCAAUAGACACCUUUUUUCCACUGUAUACUAAACAAUUUAAUAAAAGAUUAUAUGGAACUGGAAA